UUAGCUAACAUCACAUUACUAGGUUCGCUUUGCCUGAUCUUCUGUCAAUUUUACCAGUGUACAGCGAGCCAGGAGAACCUGAUGAGAUGCGUAAUUAGAUUCGUUUUUGUGGGACCCCUAAUUUCCUGUCGUUUGAACAUUUCGUGCAUUUAAUUUGUGGAAUAACGCUUUCUCUGACAUUUUCACCAGGAGUUGUACAUCAUUUGAGGUGCGCGCUCUGCUAACCUCCACGAAUGACGUCGGGCUCGGUGCUGGAGUUUUACAGAAGUGUUUUGGGGGACUAGUCAGAAAUGCAGUCUGGGUACUCUAAGCAUCACUGUUACGCCGAUUUCACUCAUCGCUCAUUCGGAGAAUUCAUCAAACUCAACAAUGCGUCAGCUCUACGACUGGCGCUGCUGGUAUCGGAUUUCGCUCGCCAGAUGGCAGCAGUCUACGAACAAUUUGCCAAAGACAUUCAGACUAUUAUUGCAGCAUUCAAAACCAAAUAUGAAGACCUCAAACGAGAUAGACCAACAGACACACCUUCCACAAUCUUAUCUGCCUGGGACUGUUUGCUACAUGGGACAGAAAACGAUGCACAGGCCCAUAUGGACGUAGCAGUCUUGCUAAUGAAAAAUGUACACAAACCUUUAGAAGAAGUGGCGAUAAACAAAAAGAAUCAGACUCAGAAACUCAAUUCUUACCGAGACCAGUUCGAGGAGACCAUGGAUAAAGUGGAACACGACCUUCAAGUCGCAGAAAAGAACUACGAGACUUCAGUGAAGCUUUACCAGACCAGUUCUAACUAUAACGCCAGCCUUCAGUUCCACAGUGCUCACAACGAAUACCUUUGUCAACUGUGUGCUUCCAACAGGACAAUAGAGGAGUUCCAAUAUCUCAUUCCACAGGUCUUAGAGGAGCUAGAGGAGAUUUAUAUAGACACCAGUAACACUGUCAACAUAGCCAUGGAGAGUCACGCGUUAAUGCUGCUCACCAAGGCAGAUGAGCAGCACAAUCGUUUUAAGGAGAUGUUGAAGUUCUGUCGUCAGGUGAAUCCACAACUUGAUAUCUCGUAUUUCAUGAACGCCAUCAACACAGAGCCAACAAAGAUGGAGAUAUCUACUCACACCUUCAGACCGGCAGACGUCAAUAUCUACAACACAGAGAACCUGACAGUGAACCAUCUUAUCAUAGAUCCCCACACAGAGUCUACCAUCAAGGAUCGACGACAGAAACUUCAGAAGGAAGCCGCCGUACUGACCUCCUACAUCAAACACAAUCAGGACAACAUACACACACUGAUGAUGAUAUGUCAAAGAAAUUUAGCUAAUCAUCUGUACUCAAAAGUGUAUGAAACUCAGGGGGAUAUGUGUUGCAAGAGGAAUGAAAUUCGGUUGGCAAACCUGCAGUUAGCAGCUAUCCGAGCUCAGAUAGAAGUGCUGUCCCCCAAACAGAAUGGGUCUGUGGAGAACCUGGAUCAGGACAGUAAGAAGUCCUCAGCCACCAUCAAAAGCAUGUGGAAGAAAGCCUUCAAAAACCUCAAAAGUACCUCAGACACCAAACUGACCAAGAAAGGAAGUUUGAUCAAAAAGAAACAGAAUUCCCAGGAGGCCGAGGUGGAAGAAACAGUAGAGGCGGGGGAGAUUGACCCAGUUUACAGCCUACUGAAGUGUGCUGCAGAUCUUCCAAAGGUUGGGAAGCAAGGCAGCUGUGGGAUCCAUGCCCAGUGUUCACACCUGGGCACCAUAACACAAGGUUAUCACACCUGUACAACACAGGGUUAUCACACCUGUACAACACAAGACCAGGUUGUGUAUUCUUCUGUUUUGUUUUUAGCAAGCCACAGUCCCAAAAAUCGUCGAAAAAAGUUGAAUUCUCGCAUGAAAAGUUUUUCGUUGGACACACCUGAGCCGUCGAAGCACCUGCUGGCAAUUGACGAGAUGACGAAGAAAAAGAGCAGCUCCUUUACUAACACUUGUUUUGGAGUAGGUCCGAUAUCUCGACUGCCGGCAGAUUCCGAGGGUUCAUCAAGCCCAGAUGAAAAAUAUGUUUUCUCUGCCGCCAAUCUACGGAAGAAGUUCGCUAGUUCAUCAAAUCGAGCGAGCUCUUUGGAAUUGGAAGAUAAAGUCAGCUACAGCAAUUCUCCUAAAGAUUCCCCUAAAAGCCAAAAGAAACAGAAUACUCAAUUGUAUGUUGUGCUGUACAACUUUAAAGGAAAAGAAAAGGAUGACCUUGACCUAAGGGCGGGUUGGAGAGUGAGUGUGUUGGACAGCUCAGACCCAGAUUGGUGGAAGGGUAAAUGUAACGGUAAGGUGGGAUAUUUCCCGGCGACCUACCUGAUCCCGAUCCAGACUGGACAGAGAGUAUUCCAGGUGAUCCACUCCAUGCAUUUAAUAGAGGGAGGAAACGGGAUGAAGUUACACAAGGAUCAGAUAGUGUUGCAGAUAGGUGACGAAGAAAAAGGAAUGAUUCAUAUCCAAGCAGCCAACAAAAAACAAGCCAAGUGUCCACUAAAGUACCUGAAGGAGGUCUAGUGAUCCAUCACAGGAGGCACAGACAGACAGACAAAGUGGAAACGCCCCCUCGUGUUAUAUAUAAUAUACUCAGACUUAUAGCCAAAGAUAAAUCUACUGACCCACUGACAAACAUAUCAAGAAAAGUCAACUCUUUCCUGGGAUGUUACACUCGGCACAAGUCGGCCAAUUCAUACCUCAUCUAACGAUGCAGGCGAUGAAUCAGCCGAGGUUUGCUAAAUGUAGAUGUUAUAGAAAGAAAGCAAACUUUGUUGUUGGGAUUGUACAUGUAAUAAGAAAGACAACUCUGUUUUUAGGAGUUAUAUUUGGGACUACUGCAGAGAAUGGGCAGUUACUGUAAUCCUUGUACUGUGCUCAGGUUCCUAUGGAUAUGUUUGGACAGUAGUGUUCAUUAAUAAAUUAAAAAAACCAACGAAGAAAUAAAGAUCCACAUCCUGUACACAUCAUCCAUAGCAAUAUGUUGGUCUGCCCCUAGUAUGUGUGUUGUUUAUAAAGUUUAAGUCUACAUUAUGCAGAUCUGAGUAGCAAUUUGUUGAAGUUACUAUUGGCAAUGACUGUUACAUAAAACAAUCACAAGAUUUUUUUUAUACAUGUAAUAAGAAAACAUUGUAUAAGUACUUGAAAAAAAUUGCACAGUUACUUUAAUGUACGUCUUAUUAUUUUUGAUGAUAAAAUAAUAAAAAGGAAAAGAAUUUUGAUUUAUAAAUUUUAAAUGUCUAUGCAUUCGUUAAUAUAAUGUUAUUUUAUAACAGUUACAUGUAAUUAAGUAUAUUUGUAAUUUGUAUGAAGUUUAUUAAUUAUGGUUUUUAUUUUUGGUUAAAUUGAAUUAUCUAUUGUUAUUUCAGAAAUUCAUUUUCAUAAACAGUUAUUAGUCAUGUGACUACUGUUGUAAUCGUUGUGGACUCCCCACCAUUUAUUUUUUAAUUACAAUGUCUUUCAUGUAUCAAUGCAAGGGGUGUCAUUCACAGGAUCCCGAAUUUGAUGCAAUUUAUGUAUGCUCUGUGUAGGGGUAAAGUUAGGAAGAAAGGACCAAGUCAUUUUGUGUGAAUUGAUUCUGUGUUAUUAAAUCGUGUCGGAGACAUUGUGUAGCAGAUUUCAAUUUCUCUUCUUAUUAAGAAGGUGGAAAGUUCUUAGUGUUGGUUAACAAAAAACUUAUCUC
Saccostrea cuccullata (small rock oyster) is the source of this 3672-nucleotide messenger RNA. RefSeq lists its product as uncharacterized. Gene Ontology annotation, biological process: positive regulation of voltage-gated calcium channel activity; skeletal muscle contraction; positive regulation of protein localization to plasma membrane. Bases 291 to 2513 code for a protein of 740 amino acids. Gene Ontology annotation, molecular function: protein binding. Lineage: Eukaryota; Metazoa; Mollusca; Bivalvia; Ostreida; Ostreidae. Gene Ontology annotation, cellular component: extrinsic component of cytoplasmic side of plasma membrane. The record is from RefSeq and is a predicted model, not a curated record. The transcript has 21 exons.